CUUCGUUGUAUACUAUGCAAGGUGAAAAUAAUGAAGAAACUUCUACUACUUGUACAUAUACCACGGUGCUUUCAUACGACAUGUUGAUAAAUAACAACACCGGUGCUAAAGAAAUUUUAGAAGACUCGCUUGCGAAAGUUAACCUUCCUUCUUCUGCGUUUUUUUUAAGUGAUGAAAUUAUUAGUUAUGGUCAAAAAAUGUGGAGUGAUGAACAUCUUGUUUUGAGUGUGGCAGUGGAUAUUAAUGUUUUUGUCGAUGAAUUACCUGUUCAACAGCAUAGUAGUGACGAUGAAGAUGAUUAUGAAGAAGAAUAUGACGAUGUAUACAUUGAUGACAUGGAUGAUAUGGAAAGUAUUCCUAUCAAUUUCGUGGCAGCAAGUAAGCAAUCGAUUGAGAGAUUGGAGAAAGAUCGUAUUAAGGAUGGUGAAGUAGUUUCAUGCUCGGUAUGUUUCGAGAAUAUUUUAGCUGGUUAUGAAGCUACCAAAUUACCUUGCAAACACAAGUAUCAUGAAGAAUGUAUAGUCAAAUGGCUACAAACAAGUAAAUUUUGUCCUUUGUGUCGAUUUGAAGUAGCUUAAAGGAAAUUAAUACAUGUAAUAGACAUAAUCAGUGACUAUAGUUUCAUAUUAAUGGUAUUAUUUUUAUAUUUGUGUGAUUACUUCAAAAUUGUAUUAAUAAUAUUUAUAAAUCAAUCAAGUAGUUUGUUUAUCUUAAAUUAUUUUUGUUUUUAGCAUACAAUUUAUGAUAAUUUCUAUUAGUCAACAAUGGCAUGGUUAUACUUAAAAUAUCAGUAAGAACAUUAUUUGUUCCAUGUACAGAAUUAAAAAAUAAUAAAGUGUAUUAAUGCAUCAAAGCAUAUAAAUAUCAUAAAUAAUAUAAUUAUAUCAUAAAUGAGAUGGUUUAAUUAUUUAGAAGACUCUCAAUAGUUUCUCUAUUCUAUCCUUUAUAAUACAUUAUUAAAAUUUAAUUUUUUUUAUUUUACCUCAA
Molecule: messenger RNA, 987 nt
Organism: Cannabis sativa
Lineage: Eukaryota; Viridiplantae; Streptophyta; Magnoliopsida; Rosales; Cannabaceae
Product: E3 ubiquitin-protein ligase SIRP1-like
Exons: 1
Coding region: 15-578 (187 amino acids)
Biological process (GO): protein ubiquitination
Cellular component (GO): cytoplasm
Molecular function (GO): ubiquitin protein ligase activity
Source: RefSeq, a predicted model, not a curated record